Messenger RNA from Miscanthus lutarioriparius, 732 nucleotides. NCBI's taxonomy places the organism in Eukaryota, Viridiplantae, Streptophyta, Magnoliopsida, Poales, Poaceae. The record is from the annotation of a GenBank genome assembly.
AUGGCGGCCGCCGGGGCGUCGAAGGACAAGAGCGAGCCGGCGAGGCCCCUCGCGGUGCCUUCCCCGACGGUCUACCCGGCGUCGUCGGCCCACGACGCGCGGUCCACGCCGUACCUCCGCAAGCGGCGGUGCGCGCUCUGCUGCGGCGGCUGCUGCGUGACCACCAUCGUGGUCAUCGGCGUCAUCAUCCUGGUGCUCGCGCUCACCGUGUUCAAGGUCAAGGAGCCGCGCCUGACCGUGAACAACGUCUGGCUCACGGCCAUCAGCGCCGGGAUCGGGACCGGGACGAUCCCCGCGCCCGUGGCCACCAACGCCACGCUCACCGCCGACGUCUCCAUCAAGAACCCCAACGCCGCGGCGUUCAAGUUCUCGCAGACGGAGACGGACGUCUACUACAGGGGGCAGACGGUGAGCGUGGCGUACGCGCCCGCCGGCCGCGUGGGCGCCCACGGGAGCGUCCGGAUGAACGUCACGGUCGACCUCCUCGCCGACCGCCUCGCGCGCGUGAUGAACGGCACCGGCCUGGUGUUCGGCCAGGAGUACGACCUCGACACCUACACGGAGAUCAACGGGACGGUCAAUGUGCUGGGGAUCAUCAAGAAGGACAUCGAGAUCAAGCUGUACUGCUCCCUCGUCGUCGAGGUUGGGGGAGCGGCUGCCGCGCUGGAGUAUGGGGUUGCGUCCACCGUGCAGAGCAAGAGCGUCAAUUGUUCAGCAGAUGUGACCAUGUGA